Hibiscus syriacus is the source of this 1469-nucleotide messenger RNA. Its product is annotated as mitochondrial adenine nucleotide transporter ADNT1-like. Bases 212 to 1276 code for a protein of 354 amino acids. The record is from RefSeq and is a predicted model, not a curated record. Gene Ontology annotation, biological process: transmembrane transport. The transcript is spliced from 8 exons. NCBI's taxonomy places the organism in Eukaryota, Viridiplantae, Streptophyta, Magnoliopsida, Malvales, Malvaceae.
UUUUUAUUGGUUUUUCUUAUUAGCCCUUAGCCAAUGCUUGCUCACUUUCACUCAUUUCUGUAAUCACGGGAAAGAGGAUAUCUUCUUCUUCUUCUCAGAUCACCGGAGUCUGGUCAAUCCCAUAUUUUGACCGGAUACCCUAGGGUACCAACGAAACAUAUCUGGGUUGCUCCUUUUUUUUAAAAAAAUAUUCUUCUUUCUCCCCAAAACAAUGGCGUCUGAGGAUGUAAAAAGGAGCGAGUCGGCUGUCUCAACGAUCGCGAAUCUUGCGGAAGAAGCCAAGAUAGUUAGAGAAGGAGUUAAACCGCCAAGCCAUGCGUUCCUUAGUAUUUGCAAGUCUCUUGUUGCUGGUGGUGUCGCCGGUGGAGUGUCACGUAGUGCUGUUGCACCACUAGAAAGAUUAAAAAUUUUACUCCAGGUUCAGAAUCCGCAUAGUAUAAAGUACAAUGGAACGAUCCAGGGUUUGAAAUAUAUAUGGAGAACUGAGGGUUUCAGGGGAAUGUUUAAAGGCAAUGGUACCAAUUGUGCUCGCAUUAUUCCGAACUCAGCAGUGAAGUUUUUCAGCUAUGAGGAAGCCUCCAAGGGGAUUUUAUACCUUUUCCGGCAGCAAUCAGGAAAUGAGGAUGCACAACUCACUCCAGUUCUACGCCUUGGAGCUGGUGCGUGUGCUGGAAUUAUCGCCAUGUCAUCUACUUAUCCAAUGGAUAUGGUACGAGGUCGUCUAACAGUCCAGACUGAGAAGUCGCCUCGCCAGUAUAGAGGAAUCUUUCAUGCUCUUUCAACAGUAUUAAGGGAAGAAGGACCCCGAGCUUUGUACAAAGGCUGGUUACCAUCUGUAAUUGGAGUUGUACCCUACGUGGGUCUUAACUUUGCGGUUUACGAAUCUCUGAAAGAUUGGUUGAUCAAAAGCAAACCAUUUGGGCUAGUUGAGGACUCUGAAUUAGGUGUCACAACAAGGCUUGCAUGUGGGGCUGCUGCUGGAACCGUAGGCCAAACAGUUGCUUAUCCUCUUGAUGUCAUUCGACGUAGAAUGCAGAUGGUGGGCUGGAAAGAUGCUGCCUCAGUUGUCACCGGUGAUGGGAAGAGUAAGGUCCCUGUUGAAUAUACUGGCAUGAUUGAUGCAUUCAGGAAAACAGUUCGUUGUGAAGGUUUCGGAGCAUUGUACAAGGGUUUGGUUCCGAAUUCAGUGAAGGUGGUUCCGUCGAUAGCAAUUGCAUUUGUCACAUACGAGUUGGUAAAGGAUGUACUCGGAGUUGAGUUGAGGAUAUCUGACUGAAGGAACUUCCAAGAGUUUUGUUCAAUUGUGUUCACCUUAAUGAGCAGGAAUUAUUUUUCAUCUAAAGGUAGGAGGAUAUUUAGAGCUCACUUUUAGCUUUUUUGAUAUUUCUUCCUCACUUAUAGUCAUUGUGUUCGUUUGUCUUAGGUUUACAGUUUUCUUAUUCAUAUGUGCUUUUUCCAAUAAGUAUUUU